Messenger RNA from Penicillium subrubescens, 396 nucleotides. Its product is annotated as GFA family protein. Bases 1 to 396 code for a protein of 131 amino acids. The record is from RefSeq and is a predicted model, not a curated record. The transcript has 2 exons. NCBI's taxonomy places the organism in Eukaryota, Fungi, Ascomycota, Eurotiomycetes, Eurotiales, Aspergillaceae. Gene Ontology annotation, molecular function: carbon-sulfur lyase activity.
AUGCUGACCGGUUCGUGCCUUUGCACCGUGAACAAAUACACAAUCACAAAUGAGGAUGCUGAUGUAUUCAGGAAGAUAGUAUGCCACUGUGCUCGCUGCCGCAAGAUCAGUGGUGAAUAUACUACCACUAACCUGAUCGUGCCGGAGGCGAGUUUCAAGUUGACGAGCGUCUCGAAGUGGCCCUUUCAUAUUCCGGGUUUAUCAAAGAGUACCAGCAUCUUCAACGCCGUUCUGUCAGAUGACAAGCAUGGGCAUAUCUGUUUUUGCAGCCACUGUGGGUCUGUGCUCUAUCGCGAAUCUGACAUGCAUGGAAUGCGCGGCCUGAUUUUUGUGCCCGUAGGCACUCUUGAUGACAUUGACUUGGUUAGUGACUUGAGAAAGGAAGAAUGGUACUGA